AAAAAAAAAAAAAGAACACUAUAUAAUUUGAUCAUCCUAAAGCAAAAAGAAAAAAAAAUAGAAAACUAGAAACAAUGGUACUCCAAAAAAGUCUACCAAUGACUGCAGGAGAUUCAGAAUGCAGUUAUGCCAAUAACUCAAUCCUUCAGAGAACGGUGAUAGUAAAGGCAAAACCUGUAUUAGAAGACACUAUAAAAAAUAUGUUCAAGAAUGGUAUUUUUCCAAAGUGUUUCACCGUGGCAGAUUUGGGUUGUUCUUCAGGACCAAAUACUCUUUUAUCCAUCAGCAAUGUCAUUGACACGGUUCAUAAUUUGUGCAAAGAAAACAAGUGUGAACCACCAGAACUUCAAGUGUAUUUGAACGAUCUGCCAGAUAAUGAUUUCAAUAGUGUCUUCAAAUCAAUUCCAUCAUUUAUUGAGAAAAUGAAAAAAGAGAAAUAUGGGAAUUGUUUCAUAGCAGGAGUUCCUGGUUCUUUUUAUGAAAGGCUUUUUCCUCUCAACAGCUUGAACUUUGUUCAUUCAUCUUAUAGUCUCCAUUGGCUUUCUCAGGUUCCAAAAGGGUUGGAGUGUAACAAGGGAAGUAUAUUGAUAUCCAAAUCAAGUCCACCACAAGUACUGGAGGCAUAUUUCAAGCAAUACGAGAAGGAUUUUUCAAGCUUUCUACACAACCGCUCUCAAGAACUAAUGAGUGGAGGGCAUAUUGUCCUUGUGUUCGUUGGCAGAAGCAAUCCAGAUCCAAGAAGCUACGAUUGUUGCUGUUUGAUGGAUUUGCUAACAAAGUCACUUCUUCAUUUAGCAGCCGAGGGCAAGAUCAAGGAGGAUGAGAUUGAUUCAUUUAACAUGCCUUCUUAUACACCAUACGAAGAAGAGAUAAAGAAGAUCAUACAAAUAGAAGGAUCAUUUACUCUUCAAAGACUUGAAGCAUUUGAGAGUGAUAUGGCUGCCAUUGAGAAACCAAAUGCCAAACAUUUUGAGGAUAGUGCCAAGUUAGUAGUUAAGACUAUUAGAGCUGUUACUGAGGUUAUGUUGGCUUCUCAUUUUGGAAACUCCAUAAUUGAUCAUCUAUUCGAUAUAUAUAUAAAGAAUGUCAUAGAAUAUCUAUCGAUGGGCAACACGAUAAAGUUCUUUAACAUUAGUCUAUGCUUGCAAAAAAAAUAAUUAUUCAGAGGCAUGCCUGGUAGCAAGUACUCAGAGAAAUGGCUAAAAGAGCGUGCUAGAACACCACACGUUUAUACAAAUAAAAUUUGAUUACUGCAUCCCUUGGAGGUAAUCAUAGUGGAUUAGAAAAGAUUAAUUAACAGGUUAGUUUUGGGAUACAACACUGCCAUCCAUGGCUAGGGCAUUGGAGAAUUUUAUCUGAAGAACUUCUCCAAAUAGUGAAGAUGAAGAACUUUUCCGAAUAGUGGAAAUUCUUUUAACGUAGAUCAUUGCAAAAGUUAGUCUUUGCUUUUUGUACAACAUCAAUUUGUAGAUAAAAGAGAAAUAAGUUAAACGACAUGUAGCUUUCUAUAUAUGCGUGUACGAGAUAUGGUUUAAUUCAAGGGCAACAUCAAUC
Molecule: messenger RNA, 1554 nt
Organism: Lycium ferocissimum
Lineage: Eukaryota; Viridiplantae; Streptophyta; Magnoliopsida; Solanales; Solanaceae
Product: benzoate carboxyl methyltransferase-like
Exons: 4
Coding region: 75-1157 (360 amino acids)
Biological process (GO): methylation
Molecular function (GO): S-adenosylmethionine-dependent methyltransferase activity
Source: RefSeq, a predicted model, not a curated record